Messenger RNA from Octodon degus (degu), 2742 nucleotides. It is a transcript of the gene Maged1, whose product is annotated as MAGE family member D1. NCBI's taxonomy places the organism in Eukaryota, Metazoa, Chordata, Mammalia, Rodentia, Octodontidae. Gene Ontology annotation, biological process: negative regulation of transcription by RNA polymerase II. The record is from RefSeq and is a predicted model, not a curated record. Bases 192 to 2528 code for a protein of 778 amino acids. Gene Ontology annotation, cellular component: nucleus. The transcript has 13 exons.
UAUAUUAAUCUAAGAGGCGGGGUCGUCUAAGCUGCCGCGCUGGCAUUUCCUCCUGGAGAAGGAAAGAGUACGGCUGCUGAGAACCCAGCCCAGCAAUCGCGGUCCUCUUGAGUCGUGAAGAAGGGAGGCAACGAGGGGGUUGGGGUUGGGGCCUGAGGCCAGGCUCCGCUGUACCCCGAGGGACCGGAGCUAUGGCUCAGAAAAUGGAGUGUGGUGCGGGGCUCCACGGCUUCCAGGCUGAAGCCUCUGUAGAAGACCGCACCUUACUUAUGCAGACCUUGAUGGAGGCGAUCCAGAUCUCAGAAGCUCCACCUGCCAGCCAGGCCACUGCAGCUGCCAGUGGGCAGAAUGCUAGUCCCCAGUGUUCACAGACCCAAACUGCCAAUGAGAUGGCUGAUGUUCAAGUUUCAGCAGCUGUCACAAGGCCCGAAACACCCUUUAAAGCUCAGAAUGCCACUGAAAAAGACCCAAAUGGUGGCUAUGAUUUCUCUAAGGCACAUAAUGCCACGGAGAUAGCCAAUACCCAACCCAUGGCAGCCUUUAAGCUCCAGAAUGCCCCUCUAAAGGGCCCAAAUGCUGCCUGUGGUUUUUCUAAGGCAACAGCCACAAGUGAAUUGGCUACUAGUAAGUCUGAGAUUGCUUUAUUUAAGGCACAGGAUGUUACUACAAAGCUGGGCCCAAAUCCCAACAGUAGUGUCUCUCAGUCCUCUAAUGCAAAUGAGAUGGUCAUUAAUCAGCCUAAAACUGCCUUCAAGGCCUGGAAUGAUAUCCAGACCCACAGUCAGAAUGUAAAUUGGGCCAAAAUGGCCACUUCCCAGGCAGACACAGAAACCAACCCAAGUGUCUUUGAACCUGACGGUGCAGCUGCGCAGACAUCAGCAGAUGGUUCCAUGGCUCAAAAUUUGGAGUCCCGGACUAUUAUUCGGGGCAAGAGGACCCGCAAGAUGAAAAAUUUGAAUGUAGAAGAGAGCACCAGUGUUGAUCAGAGGCCGGCUCCACUGGCUGCUGGGACCUGGAGGUCUGCAUCAGUUCCAGUGACUACUCAGAGCCCACCUGGUGCACCCCCUAAUGUGCUCUGGCAGACCCCGUUGGCUUGGCAGAACCCAUCUGGUUGGCAAAACCAGACAGCCAGACACACCCCACCAACACGUCAUAACCUCCCAGCUAGGCAGCCCCCACCAUCCUGGCAGAACCCAGUUGUAUGGCAGAAUCCAGUGAUCUGGCCAAACCCCAUUGUUUGGCCCGGUGCAGUUUUCUGGCCAAGCCCCAUUGUUUGGCCUGGCCCAGUUGUCUGGCCAAACCCAGUGGCUUGGCAGAAUCCACCUGGAUGGCAUGUUCCACCUGGAUGGCAGAACACACCAGGCUGGCAGGGCCCUCCAGGCUGGCAGGGCCCUUCUAAUUGGCCAUUACCUCCUGACUGGCCAAUGCCACAUGAUUGGCCACUUCCCCCUGAAUGGCCACUUCCACCUGACUGGAUCCAUGCAGAUUGGCCAGUUCCACCUGACUGGCAGAACCUGCGACCCUCGCCUAACCUCCGACCCACCCCCAACUCACAUGCCUCACAGAACCUGGGUGCCCCACAACCCCGAGAUGUCGCCCUUCUUCAAGAAAGAGCAAAUAAGUUAGUCAAGUACCUGAUGCUUAAAGACUACACAAAGGUGCCCAUCAGGCGCUCAGAAAUGCUGAGGGAUAUUAUCCGAGAAUACGCUGAUGUUUAUCCAGAAAUUAUUGAACGCGCAUGCUUUGUCCUGGAGAAGAAAUUUGGGAUACAACUGAAAGAAAUUGACAAGGAAGAACACCUAUACAUUCUCAUCAGUACCCCAGAGUCCCUGGCUGGCAUACUGGGAACGACCAAAGACACACCCAAGCUAGGUCUCCUCUUAGUAAUUUUGGGUGUCAUCUUCAUGAAUGGCAACCGUGCCAGUGAGGCUGUCCUCUGGGAGGCACUACGCAAGAUGGGUCUGCGUCCUGGGGUGAGACAUCCUCUCCUUGGAGAUCUGAGAAAACUUCUUACUUACGAGUUUGUAAAGCAGAAAUAUCUGGACUACAGACGAGUGCCCAACAGCAACCCUCCUGAGUACGAGUUCCUCUGGGGGCUCCGUUCCUAUCAUGAGACUAGCAAAAUGAAAGUGCUGAGAUUCAUUGCAGAGGUUCAGAAGAGAGACCCUCGUGACUGGACUGCCCAGUUCAUGGAGGCUGCAGAUGAGGCCUUGGAGGCUCUCGAUGCUGCUUCCGCUGAGGCUGAAGCCCGAGCUGAAGCAAGAACCCGCAUGGGCAUUGGAGAUGAGGCUGUAUCUGGGCCCUGGAGCUGGGAUGACAUUGAGUUUGAGCUGCUGACUUGGGAUGAAGAAGGAGAUUUGGGGGAUCCCUGGUCCAGAAUUCCAUUUACCUUCUGGGCCAGAUACCACCAGAAUGCUCGCUCCAGAUUUCCCCAAACCUUCACUGGUCCUAUUAUUGGUCCUGCUGGUACACCCACUGCCAACUUCGCUGCCAACUUCAGUGCCAUUGGUUUCUUCUGGGUCGAGUGAGGCAUUGGGCAGGUACUGCACAUCAGUUGCAAUAGUCCUUGCCCUGAGUGAGGCUGAAGCCUCAGAUUUCUUCCAAAUACAGCUGUAUAGAGAGCCACAUCCUGUUGACUAAAAGUGGCAUGCAAGAUCAAUACAUUUAUUGUUACUGUCUGUUGCUUUUUUUCCCUUGUGUGCUGCCAAGUUUUGGUAUCAGAAAUAAAUGUUGAAACAGCAA